UUCUUGACAGCCAAAAAAGGGCGAGGACCUCGAGUUUAUUUGCAGAAGACGGACAGCAGAAUAUUUGUCGCAGAAUAUAGUGUCGGAAACCCUGAGUCGGUGUCGCAUCGAGUGGCCUGCUGGUUCCUGUCACAAUUCGGUCUAGUCCGAGACCGCUAGAAGUGUGUUGUGGCGAAUCGUGCCGAUAAGCAGGGCGGAGGACGGAUCGAGGAAGUGGCAGGAGCCGAGAUAAGAAAAGAAGGCGUCUACGCUGAUCUAAAGCAUCUAGGGUUGGCAUCAUGACGGAACAGCAGCUGGACUGCGCCCUCGACCUGAUGCGGCGGCUGCCGCCUCAGCAGAUUGAGAAGAACCUGAGCGACCUGAUUGACCUGGUGCCAAGCCUGUGCGAAGAUCUGCUGUCGUCGGUCGACCAGCCACUCAAAAUCGCACAAGACCGCGAGUCAGGACGAGACUACCUGCUGUGCGACUACAACAGAGAUGGUGACUCAUACAGAUCGCCGUGGAGCAACACCUACGAUCCACCUCUUGAAGAUGGAUCCAUGCCCUCAGAGACCCUGAGGAAGCUUGAAAUUGAUGCCAAUCAUGCAUUUGACCAGUAUCGAGACAUGUAUUUUGAGGGCGGAGUGUCUUCCGUCUAUUUGUGGGAUUUGGACCACGGUUUUGCUGGAGUGAUUCUUAUAAAGAAAGCUGGAGAUGGAUCCAAGAAAAUUAAAGGGUGCUGGGACUCGAUACACGUAUUCGAAGUCCAGGAGAAGCCUGGAGGCCGUUCGGCGCACUACAAACUUACUUCCACUGCCAUGCUCUGGUUGCAAACCAACAAACAAGGAUCUGGCACAAUGAAUCUGGGGGGAAGUCUAACUCGUCAGGUUGCUCAAGAUGCCACUGUGAGCGAAGCGUCGCCUCACAUUGCCAACAUAGGACGCAUGGUCGAAGACAUGGAGAACAAAAUAAGAAAUACCCUGAACGAAAUUUACUUUGGCAAGACCAAGGACAUUGUCAACGGCCUGCGCUCGGUUCAACCACUCUCGGAGCAGCGCCAGCAGAACGCACUGCGCCAGGAACUAGCAGACGUUAUCAAAUCGCGCCAAGUCAAAGGAGAGUAACUAACCGGUUAAUCCUCAUGUUUACUUCAAAAAUUGCAUAAAGUUGUUUUCAUUUUUAAUUUGUCCUCCGCUUGGCCUUUUCGAAUUGUACAUGGCAAUAUUGGAUGCACUGACUGACGACAACUUCCUUGUUACGUUAAUACGAAAGAAAGAAUACACGCCCUCCUUUUUGUACGGUUUGAUAAAUUUCAAGUUUAGAAUAAGCUGACCAUUCGUUAAAAAAAUCUUGAAAUUUUUAAAUCUGAUGUUGCCUUCGUUGACCUCUCUCUUCGAGCGCAUGUACAGCUGGUUCAUUGGUGGUGGUAAUCAAAACAGUAUUGUGCAAAACCUUUCCAUGCCUUCAGUUAGGAGUGCGUUAAUCCACUAUUGUUUACGUUUGUAAGUUGAUAAUUAUACUUUAUAAAAAUCUGGCGAGGAUGUAAUGUUACAGCCAACGACAGUGUAACACUCUGUUCCAGAGCUAACAAUAAAGAUGAAUUUUUAUUACCAAACCUUUCCAUUUAAUUCAUCAAUGA
Molecule: messenger RNA, 1618 nt
Organism: Neocloeon triangulifer
Lineage: Eukaryota; Metazoa; Arthropoda; Insecta; Ephemeroptera; Baetidae
Gene: cpb
Product: F-actin-capping protein subunit beta
Exons: 5
Coding region: 279-1103 (274 amino acids)
Biological process (GO): actin cytoskeleton organization; regulation of lamellipodium assembly; cell morphogenesis
Cellular component (GO): cytoplasm; F-actin capping protein complex
Molecular function (GO): actin filament binding
Source: RefSeq, a predicted model, not a curated record